Durusdinium trenchii is the source of this 1520-nucleotide messenger RNA. NCBI's taxonomy places the organism in Eukaryota, Dinophyceae, Suessiales, Symbiodiniaceae. The record is from the annotation of a GenBank genome assembly.
CAGAAAUUGUUUCUCAAUAUGGGAGGUGAGUUUCCUUUGGGGCCCCGUAUGGAGGCCACAAGAAUUGUUGUGGUAUGUUGUGGUUCAGGUAGACCUCGUCAAGGGACUUGUGGAAGAUGUCUACAAGCAGUAUCGAUCCUUCCAAGAGCUUCGAGGGCGAAAGGUAGAGGAGUUAAAGGUUCAGAUCAAUGAAGGACCUCGAGCUGGGAGUAGACGCAGACCUACGAAGUAGAUGGAGACUGCAACCUGUUGUGACAGGCCAAGUUCCUUCAGGUCCUUCAGAGUCCAAAUCCGCAAGCAAUUCUACGACCAAUGCGAACAUUUGCACCAGUGAUGACUUCACCAAGUCCGUGGAUGCCCUGGUGUCCUACAUUGAUCCCGACAAUGAGGAGAUGAAGAUUGUUGUGAACGUGCUGUGGCGAAUCCUCGGCCGCAGCACGACCAACUGUGGUUUGGUGGUCGGCACCCUCAUCAAGCCAAAGCUUGGAUUGCAGCCUUUCGGUGAGGCAUUUUACUUCUUCUGGCAGGGUGGUGACUUCAUCAAGAAUGAUGAGCCCCAGGGCAACCAGAGUCUUUGCCAAAUGAAUGAGUGCAUGCUGAUUUGGCCAGGCCAUGAGGGCAUUCUACAUGCAACAAGGCAGGAGACGGAAGCUCCAAACUCUUCUCUGCCAACAUCACUGCGGAUGACCCAAACGUGAUGAUUGCCUUAGGCAAGCACGUCCUGCCCUGUUCUGUCCUUUUUCUCAGAAUUGUGCCUUCCUGGUCAAAGAUAAGCUCAUGGCCUCAUCAAGGACAGGGCAGACAACUGCAAAUAUGGAAAUUCGAUCGUAGAGAACCACCCCUUCUAAUCUCGUGAUGAGCUCAAAGGCCAUUGUAUUCAUCAACAGCUGGUCGCUCAAGAACCAUCCGGUCACUGAUGCUGCGCGUGCUGUUUGCCCCCAACGGAUGAAAACGCGGUGCCUAUUUUGCAUCGGCGAACGCAGUGCGCAAUAGCAUGUGCAUUCCUGUGCAGUGCAUUUUAGGAACAGUUGAGCCUGUUGAGCCGGGAACCAUUUGAAGAGAGUAGAGUUUGAAAGACGAGACCUGUCCGAGUGUGUUUUCUGGUCAGAUCUGGUCAGUCUCUUCCAGGUCCUAACAGCAAAAGAUCUGAGAUCCAAGUCGGGACUCAAACGUCGGAGCAUUGAGAAGCGAGAUUGCUGUGGGAUCGGAGGAAUUUGUAAAGUUGAAGUCUUCAGAAAUCAUGGACGUAUAGGCGCAACUUGUGCAAGCAGAUCUCCAGUGUCAUGGGCGCCUCUGCCAUCCACAUGGACACCAUGAGCUUCGGCAAGUCAAGAUGGAGGGUCGUGCUGCUGACAAGAACAUCGCCUACAUGAUGAGGCGGAGGGCCCAUACUACCGUCACUGGUGGCAGUGACGGCAGACAGGGUUUGUAGAUGUUUGUAGAGGGAACAAGUCAAUACGUAAUUAGGCUGUUUGUUCACAGUGCUGCAUUGACACAUUUGGCUCCGCUGAUUGAACUGA